This is a messenger RNA of Gasterosteus aculeatus aculeatus (three-spined stickleback), 1379 nucleotides long. RefSeq names its product CIMAP1 family member D (gene cimap1d). Gene Ontology annotation, cellular component: cytoskeleton. The record is from RefSeq and is a predicted model, not a curated record. NCBI's taxonomy places the organism in Eukaryota, Metazoa, Chordata, Actinopteri, Perciformes, Gasterosteidae.
GGGCGAUAUUGCGCCUCCACACUGCGAUGAGCUGAAAGAGGGAGACGGGCUCUGGGUUUCAUGCUCGGCAGGGGGGAGCUAGCAUUACACGAGAGCGAAUCGGGGUGAUGACAUUGUUCCCCAAGUACCAGCUGAGUGCACCUAUACAUCCACCUCCGUGGAGGAGGAGCUAUUCACGAGCCGGAGACACCACAGGUGGACAAAAGACAGAUGGAUAAAAGCCCGAUGCACAGGCUCCUCUGCUGCUGACACUUUGAUAUCUCUUUCCCUGACGGUUUCAGAGGAAAUUAGGGAUUGAUUGGGGCUCAUCCGAGGUUCUGGGUCUUGCUGUGUUUUUCGUUGGCGCAUAGUGAUAUCUGAAGCAAGAGGUGGAGUGAGGGCCCCUCUGAGGACUGAAUGUCCGAGGAUGCGGCUCGCCUCAGUGCCGACUGAGCAGGUCACUUAUCUGUAUCGCUACCACUAAGGGACUCCUGCAGGUUCCGUCACCUCUACAUAGAGCCAAAUGGAGAAAAAAUACCCAUUAAUAGCAGGAAGAGAAAAAGGGCCGGGGCCCGGGCGCUACGGGCUUCCUCCCACCAUCGGGUUCAUGGGCCAUGACUUCACCAUGCAGACCAGCCCCGCUUACUCUUUCCACGGCCGGAUGAGUGACACGAUGUAUCGUGUGGACUCCAGUCCAGGUCCACAGUAUCACAUCGAUGCAAAAAUGACUCGUUUUGGAAGAGAUGGCACCCCUGCAUACUCAAUGUUGGGCCGAGUGAAAAAACAGAAGGAGCUAUUCCAGACCCCCGGACCGGGUGCAUACAGCCCUGAGAAAACACCCACAUUCAACCUCCAGCGGCGCCCGCCGUCUUACACCAUGGGGUCGCGUUCACAAUACCGGAGUGUCGACUCAGUACCGGCUCCCAACAAGUACUCUCUGCCUCCGCUGAUGGGCCCCCAAGUGCCCAACAAGCAAGCCAGCGCAAGUUACACAAUGUCAGGUAGUUACAGCGCAGGGGGACCCGCUGUGGAUUUAGCCCAGACGCCGGGGCCCUGCAGGUACAACAGCACGGACCCGAGUGUUUAUCUACCGAGAAAGCCGGCCUUCUCCAUGCUGGGACGACACGGCUUGCCCAGAGAUGCCACCGAAAAACCCGGUCCUGGAACCUAUAAUCCGGAGAAAGUGACUGUUAACAAGGCUCGGGCGCCAGCCUACUCCCUGGGCGUCAGACACUCGGAAUUUGUUACUCCGCUAGUUGUCAAUGUUUCCGACUGACCGUCAUCAGACAGAAAACAGGAGUCUGCUAUCUGGUGGAAAAGAAUAUUCACGAGCAAACGUAGCUAAUGUGAAGAAGUACAUUUAAUUUGUUCUUUCAGCAACAAAGAAAGUGUUGAAUCAA